AUGUUCGCGUCGCCCAUCUUCUGGCAGAUACGGUACCUCGUGACCAACCUCACCAAGAAGAAUCUCAAGAGCUCUGUCUCAGAGCUCAACCAGCUAAUCGAGUUAUACGGGGAAGAUGCGAGGGUGUUCCUCUUGCAGUGCCUGGUGGAAGAAACCGGGUUCAAAGAACAGAGAACACACGCGCACCACGGGAACAAGGACACUCAGAAGAUCCAGCUGCUACAGCACGAACUAGCGCAAGCAGCGGACAGGCCGAACUUCGUUAGCGCCAUCUGCAGGGCGCUAGAGGGGUCUUCGGGGGUAGGAGCGGGGGGAACGGGAGGAGGGGGGGGAAGGGACAGGGGGGAGCAGGGGCACGCGAGGCAGCGAGGCGGGGGAGCGCAGGGGCAACAGGGGCCCCACCGCAUCACCGAAGAGUUUCUUGCAGGCUUUUGCCGGGCGUUGAAACUCUCGCCGCAGCAGCAAGUCGCUGUCGCGCUCGGGCUUUCGCGCUCCGCGAACGCCGCGGUCGCAAGGGAAGGGGUCAAGUUCCUCGUCGCACGAGUUCCGGGGCUUGUUGGGGCGGGAGGCGGGCAGCUUAACCUGGAGGCUUUGCACUCGCUGCUGGAGCUUGUGAACUCGAACGAGGAAGUUUUUGAGCAGCCGGACUUGGCCAAGUCUCUGCUGGAACAGAUCAGGGAAGCCCACCAAGACUACCUCAGGGGCCUAGACGGGUCCACGGGCGCGUCGGGGGGAAAGGGACCCGCCGCAGGAGGAAGCGGGGGCGGGGAGGCAGGGAGAGGGUCGGGGGGGGACCAACAACAGGGGGGCAAGAGCCCGUCGGGGGGCUCCGCAGGAGGGGCGGGCGGAGGAGGAGGGGGGGGAGCACCGUCGUCUUCGGCGUGGUUGGAGGCGGACGCGCUAGCGCUAGCGCCGUUGUUUGCGGAGCACGCCUCUUCCGUGGGGGAGAUGAAUUUUCUCAACAAGACGCAGGGGGCCAUGUCUCUCGCCGCAGACGUGGCGGGGAUCGCCAGCGGCAUCGGGCGGGGCGGGAGCCUGGCCGGGUUCCUGAGGGACCUCGGGCACACUUGUUGCUCGACCCCGGCCGCGCUGCGGCAGGCAAUCAGGGAAAGUGGGGUGGUGGUCGACGAGCGCCAGGUGGCGCAGGUGAUGACAAUGUUGGCCAACAACUACAACAGCCCCAAGGGGCAAGGGGGAGACGACGGAGAGAUUUCGUCGGCGCUCACGAGCAGCCUCUUCUCGGCAGGAGAAGGGAAGAUGGCUGGCGACGCGGGCAGGGAUGCAGGGGGCCCCGCGGGGCAAGGACAGGGGCUGUGGAAGCUGGAGGUGGCUAGGCAGGUGCUGGCGGAGGACUACGGGCCGCGGUUGGACUGGGUGGCUGUGGCCAAGGCCCUGGACCACGAGAGGUUCAACAUUCCGGACCAGAACGCGCUGCGAGUGCUGCUGGCGCUGUACCGGGGCCCCGCGGGGCGCGACAUCCCGUUCGAGGCCCUGUACAUGCAGUGGCAGAACCGGCGGGGCCACCUGAGCCUCCUCCGAGUGGCCAUCCUUGCCCCGCCGCAGGUGUUCACGUUCGCGUCUUCGCCGUCCAAGCAGGCUCCCCUGGAGGGGGUGGAUCCCGGCGCGGCCACGCCGAACGGGGCCUGGCUCAGCCUCGACCUGGUGGCGUCGCUGCUGUCGCUCGCCAAUGACACGGAGCUGUACGCGCAGGUCCGUGACGUGUUCAGCAAGCCGGCGUACCAGUGCCCGGAGCUGCUGUUGCUAGCGCUGGCGGCGGUGCCAAGCGAGGCUGGGGGAAGCUUGAGGGUGGAGAUGCUGUCGCGGCUCCUCCCUCUGUACUUCAGGCCCAACCGGAACAAGCACGCCGCGGCUCUCAUUCGCAGGCUGUGGCAGGUCAACGCUCGGCUCGUGGUGCAGAGCGGGGUGAAGGCGUUCAACGUGGACAGCACUCUGCCCAGCGUUGUUUACGUGCUCCGCAUCAUGCGGCUGGUGCCGGACUGCGCCGCGGAGCUGCUGGGCGCCGACGACUGCGCCUUCGCGGUGGCGGUGGCCAGCGUUGUCUUCGGGGCGGAGCUCCCGCCGACCCCGAACGCGCCCCAGCCGCCGAGCCCCCUGCCGCCCCUCGACCUGGACAAGUGGGGCGCGGAGCGGCUUGGCAGGAAGGACCGGGAGGUGUUCGCGGCAAGGGUGCUGUCGUUUGUGCAGCUGCACUUCCCCACGGCGCGCAUGCGGCAGGCGGCGCAGAAGCCCGGGGAGACCCCGGGCGAGGGCAUGCUGCCGACGUGCGCCAUGUCCCUCGAGGCCGCCGCUAUCCUCCUCAAGGCGCUGGGAGCCACGGGGCUGGUGUCCCCCGCGGCGGAGGCACUGGCGAAGAAGAACCCGGGCAUCCAGGCGUCGGCGAAGCAGCUGGCGGAGGCCGGGAAGAAGAUGCACCCCACACUCAACCAGCUGCUGAACCCACCGGAGGAGAUCGAGUCGAUGGCAAACAGCUACUUCCAGAGGAUAUACACGGCGGAGCAAUCCAUCGAAGAGGUGAUCGCGAUGCUCGAGCGCUUCAAGUCCUCCUCGGACACGCGGGAGCAGGAGAUCUUCGCGUGCAUGGUUCACAACCUGUUCGAUGAGUAUCGCUUCUUCCACAACUACCCGGAGAAGGAGCUCCGUAUCACGGGCAUCCUGCUGGGCUCCCUCAUCCAGCACCAGCUGGUCAGCUCCAUCACCCUCGGCAUCGCCCUCCGCUACGUGCUGGAGGCUCUGCGCCGCGCGCCGGGGCCGGACCCCGCCGGCAAGAUGUUCCGGUUCGGGAUGUUCGCGCUGGAGCAGUUCAAGGGCCGCCUCGGGGAGUGGCCGCAGUACUGCAGCCACAUCGUGCAGAUCCCGCACCUGGUCGGGAACCACCCGGCCCUCGUGGAGGAGAUCGAGAGGUCCAUGCAGAGGCAGGGGGGCGGGGGGCCCGGCGGAGCGGGAGGUGCCGGCGGGGGCUCCGCCGCCGCCCCUGGCGCCGGGGCCGCUGCGGGUGCGGCGGAACCCACAGGGGUGGCGGCGGCGCUGGAGUCGAUCGUGGCCGCGGCGGCGCCGGGGAACCUGGCCCCAUCGGUGUCGGCGACGUCCGGC
Messenger RNA from Ectocarpus siliculosus, 3111 nucleotides. NCBI's taxonomy places the organism in Eukaryota, Phaeophyceae, Ectocarpales, Ectocarpaceae. The record is from the annotation of a GenBank genome assembly.